This is a messenger RNA of Ramularia collo-cygni, 2679 nucleotides long. RefSeq lists its product as uncharacterized. The record is from RefSeq and is a predicted model, not a curated record. NCBI's taxonomy places the organism in Eukaryota, Fungi, Ascomycota, Dothideomycetes, Mycosphaerellales, Mycosphaerellaceae. Gene Ontology annotation, molecular function: protein binding; ADP binding. The coding region runs from base 1 to 2679 and encodes 892 amino acids. The transcript has 8 exons.
AUGCUCACGCCUGGACUGUCGAAGCUGAAAGAUUUCACCCAUGUCUGGAUGAAGCAAUGGUUACUUGAUACUUCCAUAUUCUGGGGCCUGGUGGGCCUGACAAUCAAACUCGCGCAAGAUAAUAAUGCAGCCGCGAUCCGUAUCAGUGCCAUGCUUCGUGAGCUGUGCCACAAGGUAUCGGAGUUCAACGAAAACUGCACUGAAUCGCAGCAAUUGACCUCUGAGACCAAAGAACUCUGCGUGGAAACUGCACUGUCUCUUCUUACCUUCAUCACACGCACUGUUGCAUUCUUGCGAAGUGAUGUCGAGUACACCACUCCUGGCGACAAACUCGAAAAGGAAUGGCAACCUCUUGCGGUUGACUAUUAUGCCACCUUGCGUGCUCUCGAUGGAUACAUUGUUCGCGCGGACAAACAAGCCAAGCUCCGAAAUCAAUCACUUCAGUCAGUGAGCCAGUCGUCAUCGACGUCGUUGACCCUACCGCAACCUCCGCCCGAUGAUGAAGCUAAACUCCCGUGCAUCAUCUUGCCGACCAUAAGAACUUCACGUUUCUUUAACCGCGACGACGUCCUCAUAAAAAUCGAAGCCUGGUACGCUCAGGCGGAUCUACGACAGACAUUCCGGUCUCUCGCCGUACAUGGUCUUGGAGGCCUUGGUAAAACAUCGGUCGCCCUCAAGUUCUGCGAAGCAAAGCUCCGCAGAAAUGAGCUUGAUGCACUGUUCUGGGUGCACGCUGAAACGGCGGUAUCUAUUCAACAAAGCUUCACAGACAUUGCCAUGCGCCUGAAGCUUCCCGAUGCACGCCGUGGCGAUCACGAAGAAAAUCGGGCUCUGGUUCUCAGCUGGCUGCAAACCACUCAAUGUCGGUGGCUCAUCAUUUACGACAACGCCGAAGAUGUCGACCUAAUAACUAGCUUCUGGCCUGCUACGAGCCGUGGUCAGGCAUUAAUAACCACUCGGAACCAUACUUUUGCUUUUGAGCCCGYCGAUGGUGGCUUAGAGCUGGCUACAUGGGACGACGCCACUGGCUCCAAAUUCCUCCUUCAUUUGCUUUCGACCAACAUCGCCAAGGAUCUCGAAGCUGAAGAAGCUACAUCCGCACAAGAGCUCUCGACCAAGCUGAGUGGACAUGCACUAGCAAUAUCGACCAUGGCAGGCCUGAUACACCGGAAAGCGUGGUCUAUCGCCGAGUUUCUGAAGAUAUACAAUCAGCRACCCGGCGAUAUCCACGGCAUCUCUGGAAACAGCCCCAUUAACGCGGUGUGGGACUUGUCGUUCAAGUCUCUCGAUGCCAAUAGCAAAGCAAUUCUGGGCGUACUUUGCUACUUCGCACCAGAUAGCAUCCCCCAGUCGCUGUUCGAAGAGUCGGAUGCCAAAAUUUCACUUCCGGAUUCUCUUGCCUUUUGCGCGGACUACCUCAGAUUUUCCGAUGUCUUCGACAAUCUUCUCACUCUUGCCUUGAUUAAGAGAGAUAAGACGUCGCGAACGUUCUCUCUGCACCGUCUUGUCCAGACAUCAUUCAAGUACUCUAUGACACCAGAACAGAGACAAGAGUGCUUCAACGACGCGGCCAUCUUGGUUUCACGAGUAUAUCCUCGACGUGGCAGUAUGGGAUCAAGUAACCUGUAUCUGAUGUGGGAGCGAUGCAGCUUCUAUCUGCAGCAUGUACUGUCUCUUCGGGACUGUUUCAAGGAAGAGAGGAAAACAAACUCUAGCUUCACCGCACCACAGACAUAUUGUGACCUCAAUAACGCAUGCCAGCGUUACUUGCUCGAAAUAUGUUCAUACAAGGAUCUUGGUGAGCUCAUCGAGGUGAACACCGCGGCCUUGAAGUCUCUGCCAGAAGUGGAUCAGACAGUCGGCUUACAGGGGUCACUGACCUCUCAUACUGGUCAGCUACACUGCCAUCUCGGGAGGGCCAAGGAGGGCGUCGAAUGGCUCAAGAAGUCGUAUGACAUUCGAGCGCAAGAUGUCCCUUUCAACCAUAUCGAGUCUUCCUGGGCGGCCGAGAAUGCUGCUCUUGGACUAGCAACCAUCAACGACUUUCCCGCAGCUAUCGAAUGGCACGAAAAAUCUUACAGGCACUGGCUGGACUGGCAUAAGCUGCACGGCGCUGCUGACGAUGAGUUCGACAGAGGAGCGCAGGGGACCGCAUGCUUGUGGGCUGGUGACUUGCCUCAAGCCCGAAUCUUUCUGAUGGAUGCACUGCGACAAGUCGAAGCAACGCAACCCUAUCAGUGGGCCGAUGCGGCACUCAUCUAUUUUGCCCUUGGCAAUCUCAAACAUCGAGAGCGAGCAUACGAUGCUGCUGAGACCCACUUCAUGGAGGCACAGAAUGCAUGGUCCAAAGGUGAUCAGUUUCGUACCGCACCCUUUAACGCAGCUUGCAUGUACAAGAUGGGGUGCAGUGCUCUGGGUCAGGGCAAGCUCGAGGCAGCCAUAAAACACCUGCGAGAUGCUAGAGCCGUGACCCAAAUGCGUCAGGACAUUCUCGUCGCUGAGCACGCUYGAACGCUGUUCAUGCUCUCGGAAGCAUUGGAGCAGGAUCCUAGAUCGCAAGCUGAGGCGCCGGACUUGCGCGAGGAAGCAGAGAGAAUUCUGCGGCUGCACUACCCACAGGUAGACAAGGCGGAUCAUGCGAGUACAUAUGAUGACCUCGUGUUCAUUGAGUGGAGGUGA